Molecule: messenger RNA, 1746 nt
Organism: Acaulospora morrowiae
Lineage: Eukaryota; Fungi; Glomeromycota; Glomeromycetes; Diversisporales; Acaulosporaceae
Source: the annotation of a GenBank genome assembly
AUGUCAGACAUUUACAUUCCCAAUAUCUUCAAAGGCACGGUAAUCAAACGCGAUGAUGUUAACUAUGAAAGCGAAUGCUAUCAGUAUGCAUCGAGCUCGUACUUGAAGGAGGACAUUGUUCGACCAAUGGCUAUUAUAAAAGCAGCAGACGACAACGACGUGAUCAACGCCAUCAAGUUUGCAAAAGAAAACAAUAUCGCUGUUGCCGUGCGCACAGGAGGUCAUCAAUAUAGCGGCGCGUCGUCCACAAAUGGAAAAAACAUUCAACUUGAUUUAUCCCAGACGUACAAGGAUUUUCAAUGGAACAACGAGGAUCGCACGUCGGUGACGUUAGGUGUCAGCUUCUCGUUGGGCGAGUUCAAUGCCAAGCUCGGAGAAGCAAGUCGAUUUGUGCCACAUGGUCAAUGUCAAUACGUCAAUAUUGGUGGACAUGUUCAAACUGGGGGAUACGGUCAGUUGGCUAGAAGUUUCGGGCUAUUCUCGGAUUAUGUCGAAAAAUUCUGCAUUAUUACCGCCGAUGGUCAAAAACAAGAGGUUGACCACAGCAACAAGGAUUUGUUUUUUGCUGUGUUGGGUGGUAGUCCUGGAAAUUUUGGGGUGCUUACUCACGUCACAUUGAAAGUCCUCAGAGACCAAGACUACCCAAAUUCUCGCGGUCUAAGGGCCGUGUGUCCAUACAAUCGGGACCGUCUCAAGGAAUUAUUGGAUAUCAUGGUGGAUAUGGCAGAAAAUGAAAAUUUCCCGGCCGAUUACGACUAUUCUGUCACGGUGUUGGAAGAUCCUCCAAACCUUACGACUUCUGAGUUAACCUAUGACCAGAGGUAUAACCACAAAUAUGUUACAGAACAGUCUAUAACUUGGCCCCGGAUGAUCGUCAUUUUCGUGCAGUGGGCCAAUCUGAAAGGAGCUCAUCAAACAUACGACCAGCAAUUCAUUGACAAAAUUCGAAAGGCUGCCGGCAUCACCAUAAUUAACGCCAAAAAAUUAGUUAUUGUCAGCGACCGUAAACCCACACCAAUGUCUAAGUUGACCAGCGACUGGAUUGUGCCAAUCGGACGGGAGUUCAACCUUCCGUACUUCAAGCGUGUAUACUCGUCCAAUUCCAAUUCUAAGAGACUCAAGUCAUUCAAGUGGACUGAUUGGAUUUCGAAUCGAAUCGAUGAUGGAUACACUCGGAAAUUGAACUUGUCGGCACAAUUUCAGCAUUUUGGUGGCAAAAACUCGCGAUUUUUCCAAAAUGGAAAGAACAGUCACACGUCAUUUAGUUGGCGAGAUACUAAACUUGUCUGCACGUUGGAUGUAUUUUACCAUACCGACCUAUACAAGGAGGCGAAAAUGUGGGCGCAAAUAAGCGACUAUGAGGGGGUUGGAAAUUCGAAGGCCAAAUUUUGCGAAGAUGACCGUCGCCUUUUGUGGGGCUCAUUCGAUUUAGACUUGAGUGCCAAUUGGCAGUAUUAUUACGACAAAAAAGCAAAGUACAAUCAACUAUGCAAAAUCAAAGAAAAGUAUGAUCCGUCGGGCGUGUUCACUCCGAACAGAUUUUGCAUCGGCCUCCCAGUUCCAAAGGGGAAGGAUACUAUGCAGCCUAAACUCACGCCCGCUGAUUUGGAGGAAAUUGACUCUGAUGAGCAUCAACUUAAAGCGGAAAAGAAAUUUUGGGAAAUAAUGAAUAAGGAGAUCGACAAACCUGUUUGUCUAUGGGAUGCCUGGCGCAAAACUGAACAUGAGAAUAUAGAAGACAUAUAA